GCCCAGGGCUCCGCGCAGGCGGCCCCAGAGCAGCACCGUGCACCUCGGUCGGCGGGAGGCGGUAGCACCCCCUCUUAGAGUGCAGCUUGGUCCCGCCAGGGCUCCCUCGGAGUCGGUCUGUCUGUCGGGCCCACCCUCAGCUUCGCUCCCUCCUCUCCGCUUUUGUGUUGCUCCCGGGGUGCCGGGCACAGCCUCGGCUUCCUCUCUCCUGGCAGCUCGAGUCAGUUCUCGCGGCGGUGGCGGCUCGGGGAGUAUCUCGGCUACCACCGCGCUUCUCCGGCUGGAGCGGGCGUCCAGCUAGGCUGUUCUUCGGCCCCUCCCUGCCGUGCCUCGGGGCGCCCUGUGGCCCCCCUCCCCCGUCCACUCGCUGCUCUCCAAGUGGGCGGGGCGCCUAGAAGGAUCCUGCCUUCCCUCCACCUGGAUUCUAGGGUUCCGCGCCCCGGAGGAAGGCGCUCUCCCUGACUCCUGCCCCGCCGACCCCGACCGCCAGGGGGUGCCCCAGGGGCGGAGUGCCGCGGAGACCAGGCAAAGGGGACCAUGCGGCGCCUGACACGCCGCUUGGCGCUGCCGAUCGUCGGCGUGCUCUGGAUCACCGUGCUGCUGUUCUUCUGGGUAACCAAGAAGAAGUUAGAUGUGCCGCCGGGACCUGAAGUGCAGACUCCCAAGAUCUCAGAAGCUGACUGGGAUGACGUGUGGGACCGGUUUGAUGAGCGGCCAUAUCUAAAUGCCAAGAAGUGGCGCGUUGGUGAUGAUCCCUAUAAGCUGUAUGCUUUCAACCAGCGGGAAAGCGAGCGGAUCGCCAGCAAUCGGGCUGUCCCAGACACUCGCCACUCAAGAUGCACCCUGCUGGUGUACUGCAAGGACCUGCCCCCCACCAGCAUCAUCAUCACCUUCCACAACGAGGCCCGCUCCACGCUGCUCAGGACCAUCCGCAGUGUAUUAAACCGCACCCCUUUGAAUCUGAUCCAGGAAAUCAUCUUAGUGGAUGACUUCAGCAACGACCCUGAUGACUGCAAACAGCUCAUCAGGUUGCCCAAGGUGAAAUGCUUACGCAAUAACCAACGGCAAGGGCUGGUCCGGUCCCGGAUCCGGGGUGCUGAUGUUGCCCAGGGCUCCACUCUGACGUUCCUUGACAGCCACUGUGAGGUGAACAGGGACUGGCUCCAGCCCCUGCUGCACAGAGUCAAAGAGGAUUACACUCGGGUGGUGUGCCCUGUGAUUGACAUCAUCAACCUGGACAAUUUCAACUACAUCGAGUCGGCCACAGAGCUCAGAGGGGGGUUUGACUGGAGCCUCCACUUCCAGUGGGAGCAGCUCUCUGCAGAGCAGAAGGCUCGGCGCCUGGACCCCACUGAGCCCAUCAGGACUCCGAUCAUAGCUGGAGGGCUCUUCGUGAUGGACAAAUCCUGGUUCAAUUACCUGGGGAAAUAUGAUAUGGACAUGGACAUCUGGGGUGGGGAGAACUUUGAAAUCUCCUUCAGAGUGUGGAUGUGUGGGGGCAGCCUAGAGAUUGUCCCCUGCAGCCGAGUGGGCCAUGUCUUCCGGAAGAAGCACCCAUAUGUUUUCCCGGAUGGAAAUGCCAACACAUACAUAAAGAACACCAAGCGGACAGCUGAAGUGUGGAUGGAUGAAUACAAGCAAUACUAUUAUGCUGCCCGGCCGUUCGCCCUGGAGAGGCCCUUUGGAAACAUCGAGAGCAGGUUGGACUUGCGGAGGAACCUCCAGUGCCAGAGUUUCAGGUGGUACCUGGAGAACGUCUAUCCUGAACUCAGAGUCCCCAAGGACUCCUCCAUCCAGAAGGGCAAUAUCCGACAGAGGCAGAAGUGCCUAGAGUCUCAAAAGCAGAAAAACCAAGAGAUCUCCAAGGUCAAGUUAAGUCCUUGUAUCAAGAUCAAAGGCGAGGAUAUAAAGUCCCAGGUAUGGGCCUUCACAUACACCCAGCAGAUCCUCCAAGAGGAGCUGUGCCUGUCAGUCAUCACCUUGUUCCCUGGUGCCCCAGUGGUUCUUGUCCUUUGCAAGAAUGGAGAUGACAAACAGCAAUGGACCAAGACUGGUUCCCGCAUCGAGCACAUCGCAUCUCACCUCUGCCUGGACACGGACAUGUUUGGUGAUGGCACUGAGAAUGGCAGGGAAAUCGUUGUCAACCCAUGUGAGUCCUCGCUUAUGAGCCAGCACUGGGACAUGGUGAGCUCUUGAGGAUCUGUUCCAGAACCAAGAGGGACCAUGGAGGGCAUUCCCCCCAUGAGAAGCAGACUGGAAAUCAGGCUGCAAGCGGACCACAACUACUGCAGAUGCUCUGACCUGGGAGACGGAUGCAGAGUCCCCCAGGAGAGGAGCACUUGUCUCAGGGAGGAUGGUGGAAAAUAUUGCAAGCCAAGUGGGGCUCAAAGACAAAUCCCAUGUGUUCUCAGUGCCGUUAAGUUCCAGUCCUGGCCUGAUCUGCCCCUAAUAGGUAUCUGGACACAGAUAUAGAAUGGGAAGUGUUUAUGUUGUUCCCUUUCUUACAAAAGAGGCCAGAAAGAAAAGCCUUCCUUGUCACUAGGCUAGAACUAAACUGAGAGAUGAAGAAAGGAGGUUGUUUUCAAAACAAAUAAAGGAACCUUAGAAGUUUUCUCUAUGUAUCUCUUACUUUAUUUCUACUGAUGUUAGC
Manis pentadactyla (Chinese pangolin) is the source of this 2650-nucleotide messenger RNA. It is a transcript of the gene GALNT14, whose product is annotated as polypeptide N-acetylgalactosaminyltransferase 14. NCBI's taxonomy places the organism in Eukaryota, Metazoa, Chordata, Mammalia, Pholidota, Manidae. The transcript is spliced from 15 exons. Gene Ontology annotation, cellular component: Golgi apparatus. The record is from RefSeq and is a predicted model, not a curated record. Bases 538 to 2196 code for a protein of 552 amino acids.